Molecule: messenger RNA, 279 nt
Organism: Anopheles coustani
Lineage: Eukaryota; Metazoa; Arthropoda; Insecta; Diptera; Culicidae
Product: cuticle protein 16.5-like
Exons: 2
Coding region: 1-279 (92 amino acids)
Source: RefSeq, a predicted model, not a curated record
AUGUUCAAGAUCGCUUGUCUGUUCGCCAUCCUCGCCGUUGCCUCCGUCUCGGCUAAGGCUGACCCUAAGCCAGGAGUAUUUGCUUAUGCUGCCCCGGCCGCAUACGUUGCCGCUCCGGCCGCUUACGUUGCCGAAGGAGCCGCUGUGUACGAGCGCACCUUCCACGGAAACACCGCCCCUCUGGCGUACACUUAUGCUGCGCCGUACGUCGCUGCCGCCCCGGUGGCCUACUCGUCCCCGUACGUCGCUGCCGCCCCGGCCCAGGUUCUGCUGAAGUAA